This is a messenger RNA of Menidia menidia (Atlantic silverside), 1845 nucleotides long. Lineage: Eukaryota; Metazoa; Chordata; Actinopteri; Atheriniformes; Atherinopsidae. The record is from the annotation of a GenBank genome assembly.
AUGUGUGGCAUCUGGGCUCUGUUUGGCAGCGAUGAGUGCCUGUCGGUUCAGUGCACGUGUGCCAUGAAGAUCGCGCACCGGGGGCCGGACGCCUUCCGCUUCGAGAACGUGAACGGCUUCACCAGCUGCUGCUUCGGCUUCCACCGGCUGGCCAUCGUGGACCAGCUGCACGGCAUGCAGCCGCUCCGCAUCAAGAAGUUCCCCUACCUGUGGCUGUGCUACAACGGGGAGAUCUACAACCACCACACCUUGAAAAAGCAGUUUGACUUUGACUACCAAACUAAAAUGGACGGUGAGAUCUUGCUCCACCUGUACGACCGCUUCGGCAUAAAGGAGAUGGCGUCCCUCCUGGACGGCGUGUUCGCUUUUAUCCUGCUGGACACCGCCAACAGGAAGGUGCACAUCGGCAGGGACACCUACGGGGUGCGGCCAAUGUUCAAGCUCCUCACAGACGACGGCUUCCUGGCCGUCUGCUCAGAGGCCAAAGGCCUGAUCGACAUCACCCACUCCAUGGCGACCAAAGCCCAGAUCGAGCCCUUCCUGCCGGGCCACUUCGAGGUGUUCGACCUGCAGCCCAGCGGGAAGGUGAAGUCCGUGCAGCUGGCUCCGUUCCACUGCUGCACGCAGGAGCCCGCGCACGCCGUCUACGACCCCGCGGAGCGCCUGGCCCCCGAGAAGCUGCCGUACCCCCUGCAGACCUUCUCCAUCGGAGCCCAGGACACUCCAGAGGUGCUGGCCGCUCGCCAGCCGCCUAUAGUAUGUCUGAGGCCCGGCGGGGUCCUGAACCGAAGCCUCUCCGCAGGCUUCGACCCCGACGCGGUGAAGAGCAACAUCCGGCUUCUGUUCGAGAGCGCGGUGAGGAAACGGCUGAUGGCCCACAGGAGGAUCGGCUGCCUGCUGUCAGGUGGUCUGGACUCCAGCCUGGUCUCUGCUAUGUUGAUGAAACUGGCCGCUGAGGAGAAGCUGCCGUACCGACUGCAGACCUUCUCCAUCGGAGCCGAGGACAGUCCAGACGUGCUGGCCGCUCGCAAGGUAGCGGCUCACAUCGGCAGUGAGCACCACGAGGUGAACUUCUCGGCGGAGGAGGGGAUCCAGGCGGUGGAGGACGUCAUUUUCCACCUGGAGACCUACGACAUCACCACCAUCAGGGCCUCCACCUACGACAUCACCACCAUCAGGGCCUCCGUCGGGAUGUAUUUGGUGUCGAAGUACAUCCGAGAGAAGACGGACAGUGUGGUGAUCUUCUCUGGAGAGGGUUCAGAUGAACUGACUCAGGGAUACCUUUACUUCCACAAGGCAGCCGCGGCGGAGGACAGUGUUCGGCUGCUGAAGGAGCUUUAUCUGUUCGACGCCCUGCGGGCCGACCGCACCACGGCCGCCCACGGGGUGAAUGUCUCUCUGCUGCAGGAGGGCGUGGAGAAGCACCUCCUGAGGGACGCCUUUAAGGGGCUGAACCUGAUUCCCGAGGAGAUCCUGUGGAGACGCAAAGAGGCCUUCAGCGACGGAGUGAUGUCAGUGAAGAAGUCCUGGUACACCUGCCUGCAGGAGCACCUGGAGUCUGUGGUGAACGACGACCAGCUGGAGAAGGCCCCCAAGACCUUCCCCCACAACCCCCCGAAGACCAAGGAGGCCUACUACUUCCGGCAGGUGUUUGAGCGCCGGUACCCGGACCGGGCCCAGUGGCUGCCCCACUACUGGAUGCCCCGCUGGCUCAAGGCCUCCGACCCCUCCGCCCGGACCCUGGCCAUCUACACCCCCGACAAGGACCAGGGGGCGGGGGGGGGGGGUUCAGAGUCCCAGUCCGGGUUUAAUGGGUCUACUCUGCUGUCCGUGGAACAAAAAUGA